AUGGCUUCACGGUCCAUUGACGACGUGCCCAACGAUGUGCGGGAACAAGAACAACUAGAUAUGGUCCGCCAUAUUUAUCGCCUCGUGCAAGAUGGCCGGCUCCACGUCGCCCCAAUUGGGAACCCACAGAGGGUGCUGGAUAUCGGUACUGGGACGGGACUCUGGGCGCUAGACUUCGCAGAUGAGUUUCCCGCGGCAAUAGUCCUCGGGGUUGAUAUUAGUCCUAUCCAGCCGCAAAUGACUGCUCCGAAUUGUUCCUUCAUGAUCGAUGGUCUGGAGCAAGAAUUGGUCUACUCACCCCGUCGCAGAUUCGACAACAUACACCAGCGCAGCAUGUCUGGAAGCAUCGGAGACUGGUCGACAAUGUACAAGCAAGCACUAUCGCCUGAGGGCUUGUCGGACGACUCGGCCAUCGCCAAAUGGCAGAAAUUGAUCGACGAGGGCAGUCUUGCGCUCGGCCGGCGCCUGAAUUAUGCAUCUCGGUUCAAGGCCCACCUCGAAGAAGCUGGAUUUGUCGACAUACAGACUCAAGUAAUCAAGACUCCGAUAGGCGCAUGGCCGAAAAAUGAGAAACUUCGUCGGAUAGGGGUAUUCCUCCAAGCACAGAUGAAUGAAGCUGUCGAAGCCGUCACACUAGGAUAUCUCACUCGGGCGCUUGGGUGGUCAGAAGUGGAGGUUCAGAUCCUGCUCACAAACGUAAGGAACGAGUUUAAUGACAAACGGAAACAUCUUUAUACAUUCUGCUGGUUUAUCUGGGGCAGGAAACGAAUGGAUUCUGGCAAUAUCAGCUAA
Messenger RNA from Cladophialophora bantiana CBS 173.52, 792 nucleotides. RefSeq lists its product as uncharacterized. The record is from RefSeq and is a predicted model, not a curated record. NCBI's taxonomy places the organism in Eukaryota, Fungi, Ascomycota, Eurotiomycetes, Chaetothyriales, Herpotrichiellaceae. The transcript has 7 exons. Bases 1 to 792 code for a protein of 263 amino acids.